Molecule: messenger RNA, 4300 nt
Organism: Melanotaenia boesemani (Boeseman's rainbowfish)
Lineage: Eukaryota; Metazoa; Chordata; Actinopteri; Atheriniformes; Melanotaeniidae
Gene: tmem259
Product: transmembrane protein 259
Exons: 12
Coding region: 524-2593 (689 amino acids)
Biological process (GO): positive regulation of ERAD pathway; response to endoplasmic reticulum stress
Cellular component (GO): endoplasmic reticulum
Source: RefSeq, a predicted model, not a curated record
CCAGAACCCGUAUUUCCGCUCUGGCUGUGAUUUGGUCUGAUAGCAGCAGCGUUUAGCUGCCGUCAGCUGAAGCUCGGGGAGGGUUUUAGCCUCCUGGAUAUUCAUACCGAGUCUAUGUCUGCCCCAACCAGUCGGUAGAAAUAGUGCAACAGUCUCCUCUGACAACUCGAGACCGUCAGAAAACCGGUAGAAUUCGCUGUUCGAUUAGCUUUAGCUGCUAGCUCCCGCAGCCUCCUGGUAUGCGCAGCUAGCGGGCUAAUGCAGCCUGCUAACGGCUAACUGUGGCCUUUCAGAGCCUUCUUUAGAUGAAAACACCGAAGAAGAAAAGUCAAUAUGGACACGUAGCUGAGAAGCGACCAGCAGUUUCAGGUGUGUGAGGUCAUCAAGCUGUCAGGGGGCACCUGUCAGACCUGAACCAGGUGAAAGUGGGGUGUUCUUCUGAGGACAGUGGAUAUGCUGACCUAGGAUCGGCCAGCGGCGCCAACAUCGUGCUGAGCAGAACCGGUCCCAGACAGAGACCACCAUGUCUGACAACCAGGCUAACAACAACAACGUCCCUCUGAACAACAACAACGUGGGGCCCAACAGGAUCCGAAACCCCAACAUCAACCAGAACCCCCUCAUCAAUGUCCGGGACCGCCUCUUCCACGCCCUCUUUUUCAAGAUGGCCGUCACAUAUGCGCGGCUCUUCCCUGCAUCCUUCAGAAGAGUCUUUGAGUUCUUCGUCCUGCUGAAGGCGCUCUUUGUCCUCUUCAUCCUCGCUUACAUCCACAUCGCCUUCUCUCGGUCGCCCAUCAACUGUCUGGAGGCGGUGAGGGAGCGUUGGCCUCGUGACGGCAUCCUACGGGUGGAGAUCCAGAGGAAUUCCAGCCGAGCCGCCGUCUUCCUGCAGCACUACGACUCUGGAGGCAUCCAGGAGGAGCUGGAAGGAGGAGCAGGAGGAGCAGGGCUCAGCCUGGCAGCUGUUCAGGAGGAGGAUGAGGAAGAGGAGGAGAUGACUCUGGAGAUGUUUGAUAACAGCUCAGUGCAGUUUGAACUAGACAUUGAGCCUCGUCUGAAGCCGUCUGUGAUUGGAGGAGCAUCCGGAGGAGGUGGAGCUUCUGGAGGCGUAAACGACAGCCAGGACAUGUCCUUCAGCCAGACUCCUAAAGGUACGCAGCCGCUGCAGGAUUCAGUGUCUGAGCUGGAGAUGAUGACCAGAGCAGUGUGGCCUCAGGAGGAGUACAUCGUGGAGUAUUCCCUGGAGUACGGCUUCCUGCGUCUGUCUCAGAGCACCAGACAGAGACUCAACAUCCCCGUCAUGGUCGUCACUCUCGAUCCAAUGAAGGACGAGUGUUUUGGAGAUUGCUUCAGUCGCUUCCUGCUGGAUGAGUUUCUGGGCUACGACGACAUCCUGAUGUCUAGCGUGAAGGCUCUGGCUGAGAACGAGGAGAACAAAGGGUUCCUGAGGAACGUGGUUUCUGGAGAACAUUACCGCUUCGUCAGCAUGUGGAUGGCCAGAACCUCGUACCUGGCCGCCUUCGUCAUCAUGGUCAUCUUUACUCUGUCCGUCUCCAUGCUGCUCCGAUAUUCCCACCACCAGAUCUUCGUCUUCAUCGUGGACCUCCUGCAGAUGUUGGAGAUGAACAUGACCAUCGCCUUUCCAGCAGCCCCUCUACUUACUGUCAUCCUGGCUCUCGUCGGCAUGGAGGCCAUCAUGUCUGAGUUCUUCAACGACACAACGACGGCAUUCUACAUCAUCCUCAUCGUGUGGUUGGCCGAUCAGUACGACGCCAUCUGCUGCCACACCAACACCAGCAAACGUCACUGGCUCAGGUUCUUCUAUCUGUACCACUUCGCCUUCUAUGCCUACCAUUACCGCUUUAAUGGUCAGUACAGCAGCCUGGCACUGGUCACCUCCUGGCUCUUCAUCCAGCACUCCAUGAUCUACUUCUUCCACCACUAUGAGCUUCCUGCCAUUUUGCAACAGAUCCGAAUCCAGGAGAUGCUGCUCCAGAACCAGCAGGCGGGUCAGAACCAGAAUCAGACGGCUCUGCAGGACAACCUGAACAACAACACUGCUGCUGCUGGUCCAGGACCUGUCAACCCCACCCCGCCCGUCUCCACCGGAUCCAUCCCUCCAGGACCCCAGCCUGACCCGUCCUCCUCGUCCUCAUCCUCACCUCUAGUUGCAGCAGGGGGUCCAGGGGAAGUGAGGUCCGAACUGAACUGGGUCGCACAGACCGCCGCCAUCAUCACUGAGGCGUUGAACUCCUCCGUUGACUCGGGAGGAGGAGGAUUAGCGGGGGGUCAGGGGUCAACAGGAGCUGAGAUUAGUGUGGUGGCGGAGUUCUGGAUGGGAUCAUCAGGAGCACCUGCAGGAGGAGGAGGACCUACUGGGGGAGCACCUGGAGGAGGAGAUGAAGAUCCAAACAUUUCUGUGGGCACUAAAGAUGCUCCAGGAGUAUCUCAGCAGGAGUCCGGGCUCCAGGGGGUGGGGUCAUCUGACGCAGCCCCCCCUCAUACAGACUGCCCCCCCUCGCUGAGUCCUGGUACAGACUCUCAUUGCAGAGCACCUGAACAGCAGCAGAACUUGGAUCAGAACCCGUCUUGAGAGUCCAGGUGUUUUGAUGACAUCAUCACACCUGAAUGAAUAGUGCCUCAGUCUGUCAGCUGAUCAGGCUGAUUGACCAAACUUCAAACAAAAACUUUGACUGGUUGAUUGAGUUUGUUCCGACCCGGUUCAUAACAGACCGGUAAAUGUUGUUCCCACCCGGUUCAUAACAGACCGGUAAAUGUUGUUCCGACCCGGUUCGUAACAGACCGGUAAAUGUUGUUCCCACCCGGUUCAUAACAGACCGGUAAAUGUUGUUCCGACCCGGUUCGUAACAGACCGGUAAAUGUUGUUCCGGACCCGGUUCUUAACAGACCGGUAAAUGUUGUUCCGGACCGGCCCGGUUCGUAACAGACCGGUAAAUGUUGUUUCGGACCCAGUUCUUAACAGACCGGUAAAUGUUGUUCCGGACCAGCCCGGUUCGUAACAGACCGGUAAAUGUUGUUUCGGACCCAGUUCUUAACAGACCGGUAAAUGUUGUUCCGGACCGGCCCGGUUCGUAACAGACCGGUAAAUGUUGUUCCAGACCCGGUUCGUAACAGACCGGUAAAUGUUGUUCCGGACCGGCCCGGUUCUUAACAGACCGGUAAAUGUUGUUCCGGACCAGCCCGGUUCGUAACAGACCGGUAAAUGUUGUUCCGGACCCCGGUUCGUAACAGACCGGUAAAUGUUGUUCCGGACCGGCCCGGUUCUUAACAGACCGGUAAAUGUUGUUCCGGACCAGCCCGGUUCGUAACAGACCGGUAAAUGUUGUUCCGGACCAGCCCGGUUCGUAACAGACCGGUAAAUGUUGUUCCGGACCCCGGUUCGUAACAGACCGGUAAAUGUUGUUCCGGACCCCGGUUCGUAACAGACCGGUAAAUGUUGUUCCGGACCCGGUUCGUAACAGACUGGUAAAUGUUGUUCUGGCCUGGUUCGUAACAGACCGGUAAAUGUUGUUCCGGACCCGGUUCGUAACAGACCGGUAAAUGUUGUUCCGGACCCCGGUUCGUAACAGACCGGUAAAUGUUGUUCCGGACCGGCCUGGUUCGUAAUAGACCGGUAAAUGUUGUUCCGGACCCGGUUCGUAACAGACCGGUAAAUGUUGUUCCGGCCUGGUUCGUAACAGACCGGUAAAUGUUGUUCCGGACCCGGUUCGUAACAGACCGGUAAAUGUUGUUCCGGACCGGCCCGGUUCGUAACAGAUAGAUGUUUGAUAGAUGAGGUUCUGGAGCUGAUAUAUCUGAAGUUGGUUUAAGGGGCAGGUUGACUCUAAAACCACCAGAUUGACUGUUGAACCCACUGAGAGUCCUUACUGAUCACUGAUCAGCUCUGAAUCUGACAGACUGAAGCUCAAACUCACCUGCUUUUAUUUUGGAGACUCCUGUUGGAACUGAUGCCUUAUCAAUAAUCCUCACGCAUCUGAGUGAGCUGAUUGGUUGUGAAAUAAGAUGCCACCUAAGGCCCGCCUCCUGAGAUCAGCUGAUUGAUUAAGAAAUCAAAGGUUUCCACCACAUGAUGGCUGAAGAAGGUGCUUGGUCAGUGUGGUUAUUGGUGACGGGGGCGGGGUCAGUGUGGCAGUAGAAAAGAGGUAAGGCAUGAUUGUCUUUUUUAGGGAGGAGACUCACUGUUUUUCUUGGCGACGCAGAGCUGGAAGACUGCCUCUGAUUAGUUGAUCUGAAACUCAUCAAACUGUAUUUAAGUGUCAGUAAACAACGUGCACACCAA